UCGUUUUGAUUUGUCCUACUGAACUUGGGCUGCGAGUUCUGAGGUUUCUAUCUUAUCUUUCCAGAACGGUCGUAUCCUCUUUUCGAAAAGAGCCAUGAAAGUGUCACUGAAGCUCGUUGUUGUUGCCCUUGUGGUUUGCGCUUGUGUGACCGAAUCAUUUGCGCAGAGAGGCAGAAAUUCGGAUGGCUCGGGCCAGUCUGGCAGACGGCGAGGAAUCCGGGGGCGUCAGCAGGGCAGACGACGAAAUUCCAACAGAGGCGGGUCAUCAUCUGCAGCAGUCGAAGAGUCACUUCCGCCUCAGCCCCCGCGGGAAAGCGGCAGGAGGCGCUCUGGAAACGUUUUGCCAGUGCCCGACGUUGGGGAGGAGGCACCCCAGGAGGGGCGUGGCAGAAGGAGAAAUGGGAGAGAGCGUCAGGAGGGCAGUAACUUUCUCCGUGGGGCUGUCCAGGGCCUGAAUCAGGGACUGAGGAGGUUCAGGGAGUGGCAGGGAACUAUGGCCGAGACACUGAACGGUGUGCUCACUCAGACCUUUGACAACAUACCUUUUGAAGCUAUUUCGGAUACCGCAUUCCGCGCAGCUGAGUACUUCACCGACGUAGCCAGUCGGCGAGUGCCGAGGUCAAUGUUCGUGGCCCUGCUCACAACGACCGCCGGCGGACCGGAAGACACACUCGCGGUCCUCAGGGGAGAUGCGGAACUCGCUCAGCCAAUCCUGAACCAGAUCGCUGAAAACUACAGAAACGUCGUCUCGAUGGCGGCCGAAGAGGCGGGGACGUUCUUGGACGUCGUUCUGGGGCCUGGAAGAGUAGCCCCUUCGACUGACGUCAUGCCAACGGAGACCUCAGAAGAAAAUCUCGUUUAGACAUGGUCGCCGGAGCAUUGAUGAAGAUAACAAAGAUCUAUCUUGUAACCGCUGUUUAUUAGAACACCCCACAACGUCUUUUAUGUUCAAUUUUAUUUACCCCCUUUUCUAUGACUGUCGUUCCAGGAUUUCAUGCUACUCGGUCCAAUUGUGAAAUAUCAUAUUACAAUAGCUUAUUUUUUAAAGUCUUUUUUGUUUUUUUGUUUAGCAUGCCAUUUACUGUGGAAUUUUUCUUUUUUUAAGUAUUCUUUUCAUUUAAGUUACAUACAAAAGAAGAAUGCUAUUUUCUGUUAAAUUCAAGUGAAUGUCCUCUCGGUUAAAUAUUUCGUGCAUUAAACUGGCAAGGUUAAAGUGCCGAGAAGGAAGUAUU
Aplysia californica (California sea hare) is the source of this 1232-nucleotide messenger RNA. RefSeq lists its product as uncharacterized. The record is from RefSeq and is a predicted model, not a curated record. The transcript has 5 exons. Bases 95 to 862 code for a protein of 255 amino acids. Lineage: Eukaryota; Metazoa; Mollusca; Gastropoda; Aplysiida; Aplysiidae.